Molecule: messenger RNA, 2122 nt
Organism: Petromyzon marinus (sea lamprey)
Lineage: Eukaryota; Metazoa; Chordata; Hyperoartia; Petromyzontiformes; Petromyzontidae
Source: RefSeq, a predicted model, not a curated record
UGGCUCGAUCCAUUCGGAUCCGCCGACCCCGCCCCCUAGCCGAGACGUCACAGCGCAGUCGUCCAAUCGCAGCGGAGGGCCGCGUCCGAGGCCUGAGCUGGGCCUGGAAUCUGAAAAAAAUAAUUUGGCGGGAGGGCGGCGGCGUCUUCGGUGUGCGCUCCCCCUCAGGAAUUUCUCUUUUUGUUUGUUUAAAUUUCGAAUAAAGUUUCAAACAAAAUUUUACAGCUCUCAACGAACCGCGCGCGUUAUACUUGUAGCGCGGCAACAUCGAUUUAUUUGUUAAUUUAAAAAAAAUUACGUCAAAAUUAACUAAAUAUUUCCCCAGUGUUCGCGAAGGAAUGGGAUUUGAAAUCGUAGUCACGAUAGGCGGCGCCGACUCCUGAUUGGCUGCGGGGGGCUCCUCCCCCCCCCCCUCGCCGCGUCGACCAUUCGGGUUGCCCCCAGCCGGGGUGACACGCGACGUGGCCGACCAAUGGCGAGCAUGGAGUCGAUGUCCGCCCACCUCCGAUCGCUCCCUCCGGCCGAACUUCGCCGCCUCUGUGCCAGCGUCGGCCUCGCGUGCGGACCCAUCACGGCCUCCACACGCUCCGUGUUCGAGCGGAGACUCGCCGCCGUCCUUACCGCUACCACCAUCACCGCGGGAGGUGUCAAGAAAGAGGGGGCGGAGCCUGGAGAUGAGAAGGGGGCGGAGUCGGCGACGGAGGCGGAGUCGGGAGACUCGAAGGGGGCGGAGACCGCGAGCGGGGCGGAGCCUGUAAACACUAAAUGGGAGGAGUCGGCGGUAGGGGCGGAGCCUGGAGUCAUGACGGUGGCAGAGUCGGCCGGAGGGGCGGAUCCCGGAGACCCAAAGGGGGAGGAGUCGGCGGUAGGGGCGGAGUCUGGAGAGGGGGUGGGCGGUGCUAAGGCAGUGGGAGGAGUCGAACCCCAGACGACGUUCUACGGGGUCUGUGCUGAUUGGUCGUGCAAGAAGGAUGGACAGACAGGGGGAGUGUUCGCCGACCGUGCGCUGGCGCUGCAAGCGCUGCGCUCGCUCCCCGGCUCGCGCUUCAAGGCCUUUGCCACGCGUGGGGAGGCCGAGGGCUUCUCGCUCGGAGACUCGGGGGGGCCGCACGGAGCGUUGACCUCCGACCCCCCGUCGAGGGUGGGAGCCGUGGUGGGUGAGACCCCCCCGAGCUCCUUCCGCUCGCCUCGCCCUCAGGAGCUCGUUACAGUGUUGAGACGCGCCGUGGAGACAGGCGACGUGGACAGCUUCACUCGGACAGUGUGGGACAACCCCCGCUACCUCGUCGGCUCCGGGGACAACCCCACCAUCCUGCAGGAGGGCUGCCGCUACAACGCCCUGCACGUGGGUGCCCGGUGUGGCCAGACUGCGGUGUGCCUGGCGCUGCUGCGCACCUUGGCGGAGGAACGAUUCCUCCGUCUGCUGUACCCGGGGGACCCCGAGUCCACGCUCAGUCGCAGGCAGAGCUUCCUCGUCGACCUGUACCUCAACACGCCCGACCGCGGGGCUUGCGACUCCCCGCUGCACUUUGCCUGCAAGUUCGGCCACGCUGGCGUGGUCCGAGUUUUGGCUUCUCACCCGGCAACCGACAUCAGCCGGCCCAACCGUGAUGGGCUCACUCCAUCACAGGUGAUCUGUGACCGCAGUGCGGUGAAGACGGCAGAGCUGAAGGCCAAGAUCCUCAGCUACCUGGAGAACCGCUGCUUCGUGCCGCUGCUGCGCUCCCAGCUGGAGCCGCUGUCCCCUCCCGUGGUCGCCCAGCCGUGCCCACCCUCCCCCUCCUUCAACCCCCUCUCGCCACCGCCGCCAUCGCCGUCAGCGCCGCGUGGUGGCGGAGGCGGUGGUGGAGGCGGCCUCGCCUGGUCCGAGUACUGGGACUUCCUCGGAACCUUUCUGGACCUCGGCUCGGCCGAGGGACUCGCCACUUUGGAGGCUUAUCUCCGUGGCAACCGCCGUGGCAACGGUAAGCCGGCCGUCGGCAACCGGGACGUGCCGUCCAAGCUGGACCAGGAUGUUUUGAUUGCCGUGGGCGACGCUCCGCUCGAUCGCUCCCGGUUACCGCUCGUGUCGGCGUGGCAACGGCGGGUGCUCAACCACAGCCUGGACCAGCGACAGCAGUGA